AUGGCGGACCCGUUGACUGCAGCUGUCGCGAUAGGAUGGGGCAUGAAAGCCGCUGGGUGGAUCGCCUCCCCCGUCAUCUCCGAUCUGUUCAAGAAAGCAUCCUCGUAUCUUGGCUUUGAUGCAUCAGAGAAGCUGAUUGAGCUUGAGCCGAAGAUUUUAUUGCUGGAGCGGGUGAUGGGGGCGGUUGAAGGGAGUCCUUGCAGGCCUCGUUUGGAGGGGCUGUACAGUAAACUUAAAUCUGCUUUCUACGAAGCAGAGGAAAUCUUGGAUGAUGUUGAAUAUUAUCGUCUCGAGAAGAAGAUACAAGAUGACAGGCUCAAGUCAGAGGUCGCUGGGCCUUCACGUCGCUUGAAGGAGAUCUGGUCUGCCGUGGCAAAGAGCUCUCCACUAAAACAUCAGGAGAGUGGUAUGUCAAAAGUUAAGUUGAAAAAGAAGCUAGAAACAAUAGAAGAGAUCAUAAAUGAUACAUGCAAAGUUUUGGAACGGAUGAACUUGCAAAGCUUAAGUGGUGCAAACCAGAGCCAUUGUGUUGCUGCCAACUCACGAGGUAGCGUCACUACUUCGAGGCCUCUAUCAAAGAUAAUCGGACGAGAUGAAGAUUGUGAUAAGAUCGUAGCAAUGCUUCAUGAGAAGGAAGAACAUGGUCAGCCUGACACUAAUCGUGUUCCAUGUUACUCUGUUGUUGGCAUUCACGGCGUCGGCGGUUCUGGGAAAUCAACCCUUGCGCAACUUGUUUGUACCCGUGAGAAAAAGGAUGCUCAUUUUAAUCUUGUAAUGUGGGUUCAUGUUUCUCGGGAUUUUGCUGUGGAUGCCCUUUACAUGGAGAUGUUUGAGGCUGCUACAGGUACUUUAUGCCCUCAGUUGAGAAAUCGUGACACCUUACAAGAUAUGUUGGAGGAGAAACUGCGUGGAAAACAUUUUCUUUUGGUACUAGAUGAUGUUUGGUACAAUAUUAGAGAUGUGACGCGGUCUGAAAGUCUGCAACAGAUACUUUCGCCGCUGCAGGCUGGAGAGGCAGGAAGCAAGAUCCUGGUGACUAGUCGAACUAAAGAUGCAUUGUUAGCUCUGGGUGCCACGGAAAAGAGGUGUAUUCCCAUAUCAGCCCUAGAUAAAAAUAUUUUCUGCAAUUUGCUCAUGCAUUAUGCACUCCACGGCGUACCUGCUGAUGAUCAUACUCGUAGAAUAUUGGAAGACAUUGGUCAAGAGAUUGCAAAAAAACUGAAUGGGUCACCUCUAGCAGCCAGAAUAGUUGGAGGACAACUGCAUAUAAGGCAAAACGCCGAGUUCUGGAGAAGCGUUCGUGACCGGGACCUUUUGAACGAGACGAUGGGAGCUCUGUGGUGGAGCUACCAUCAUCUUCGUGAGCAGGUCAAGCGAUGCUUUGCUUUCUGCAGUAUAUUUCCUCGAAGACAUUGCUUGGAACGUCAUGAGUUAGUUCAGAUCUGGGCUGCAGAAGGGUUUGCCAGAUGCACUAGUGAAGGGGAGGAAAUGGAAGACGUAUGCUAUGAAUACUUUGAUGAUCUAGUGUCAGCCUCAUUUCUGCAACUUAAAGCAAAGGAAUGUCCUCUUGAGAGAGACUACUAUUUAAUUCAUGAUUUUUUGCAUGAUUUAGCGAAGAAGAUGUUUGAUGAAGAAUUGAUUACUAAGAAGAUAUGUCAAUUGUACAACAUACGCACUCUCAUAAUUGGUAGUCCAUAUAGUGAGGAAGCAGUUGGAGAGCAAGUCCUGAAGUGUCUGUUUAAGAGGCUGAGGAAGUUGCGUGUGCUUAUCAUAAGUGCCGGAGAUUUGAUGAAUAAUGAUGUCCCCUUAGAUGUGGCAGUCCCAUCAUGUAUUGGUCAAUUAUGGCACCUGAGGUAUCUUGCGUUUCGGCCUGCAUUUUAUGAGGCUAGAGGUCGGAGGAUUAUUUUACCGUCCACUUUUACAAAGCUAUUCCACAUGCAGACUCUAGAUUUUGGUUUUACUGAGAUGGUGGUGUUUUCCUCUUGUGAAGAUAUUUGUAGCCUCAUUAAUUUGCGGCAUGUAAUCUUCUCCGGAGUUGUGGAUCUUCGAAGCAUCGACAGGCUAAUGUCACUCCGAACGAUGCCGGCCUUCGAUGUAAGAAAGAGACAAGGGUACGAGUUAAGGCAACUGAGGGACCUAAACAAGCUUCGUGGCGAGCUGUGGAUCAUGGGCCUGGAAAAAGUCAGAAGCAAGGCAGAAGGUCUUGAGGCCAAUCUGGCCGGUAAGGAAGGGCUGAGUAUACUGAAACUGUCCUGGGGGUGGAGUGGUGAAGCGAGUCCAGAAGUUCAAGCAGAGGUACUAGAGGGUCUUUGCCCACCCAAGGAUCUUAAAUCACUGAUUAUCGAGGGUCACAGAGGUCCAAGGUAUCCAAGUUGGAUGCACAACGGUGGCCCAAAGAAGGUGAACCAUCUUGAGCUCAUGGACUGCAGCCUACAACCUGGUCCUGAACUUGGUGGGUUUUGCGCUCAUCUCCGUGAGCUCACGAUUUUUGGCUGCAGCUGGGACGCCUUGCCAGAUUACAUGGAGCACCUGACGUCAUUGCAGACGCUGCACAUCAUGUACUGCCGGAAUAUUCGUAUUCAGUCGCUUCCAACACUGCCUCAGUCUAUGAAGGACUUCAACCUCCGCACCGACAAUGAGGUGUUGCUGAGCUCGUGCAAAACAGUUGCAGAUCCAGAUUGGCAAAAGAUUAAGCACAUUACCUACGUAUCAAUAGGCAAUAACAUGGACACGGAACCAAGCGCGAUGAAAAUGGGAGUUGUACAAGACCGGAACGAAGCGCUGAAGAUUGCUGUUCGUCACUUGUUCCGAUCGGUUUGGUUACGUGGUCUUCUCAGUUCGACAUCAAACCAUGCACGGGGGUGACUCGUUCGAUCCUGUGACGUCCUACUGCGUCAAGUCGUAACCAUUGAACCUGUCUGAGUGAAGUGCUGCUCCAC
Molecule: messenger RNA, 2939 nt
Organism: Lolium rigidum
Lineage: Eukaryota; Viridiplantae; Streptophyta; Magnoliopsida; Poales; Poaceae
Product: putative disease resistance protein RGA3
Exons: 5
Coding region: 1-2865 (954 amino acids)
Biological process (GO): defense response to other organism
Molecular function (GO): ADP binding
Source: RefSeq, a predicted model, not a curated record